Papaver somniferum (opium poppy) is the source of this 3451-nucleotide messenger RNA. RefSeq names its product F-box protein At1g30790-like. The record is from RefSeq and is a predicted model, not a curated record. Bases 88 to 1542 code for a protein of 484 amino acids. Lineage: Eukaryota; Viridiplantae; Streptophyta; Magnoliopsida; Ranunculales; Papaveraceae. The transcript has 3 exons. Gene Ontology annotation, molecular function: protein binding.
UUUAGCAACUGAAAAACCUGUGUGUCUUCCCGAGUUUGUCAAAACUUGUGUUUAUCUCAAAACAAUCUCAAUUUUUUUUUUAAAAGUAUGUCUUUUGCAGUGGAAUCCAAGAUAGAUGAGGAUGAGGAUUAUGAUUAUUACAAGCAGAUGAAGAUGAAGCAGAGGACAGAAGAAGGAGGAGAAUUAAUACAAAUUGAUGGUGAUAAUUUCCAGAUAUCUCUUCCAAUUGAAUUGAUUUUAGAGUUUCUCUCAAGACUUCCUAUCAAAUCUCUGAUGAGAUUGAGCUGCACCAGUAAGUAUUUACACAACACCAUUGAUGAAAAUCCAGAUUUCGCCAGAUCUCACUUAAUAAAUUAUUGCCAAAAAUAUCCUUUUCUGGUACUAUAUGUUAAUUGUGUUACGAAGGAGAAUCCACCAAAGCUUUACAGAAACUUAUUUUAUGCUAAGGAUGUUCAUUACGAUCGUAAUGAUAAUGAAGACGUUAAUGUUCGUUUAACAAUUCCAUACAGAGGUAAAGGGGAUUAUUUCGGAUAUUGCAAUGGUCUAACUUGUUUUACAAAGCAGUAUAACAAAACCGCUUUUCUAAUUGAUGUUUGGAACUUCACAACAAAUGAAUUAUUACGCAUCAUCCCUCCAGUUAUCGUCGGGAAAGAAGAUCCUAAUCCAACUAGAGGGUUCGGGUACACCCUGGUGUCUCGUGGAUUUGGGUUCGAUUCCAUUAACAAUGAGUAUAAAUUGGUACUCAUUUCAAUCGUUCUCAAAACUGGGUGUCGCCAGGGUUUUGUGUACACAUCUGGAAUCAAAUCCUCUUGGGAAGAAAUGAAUCUCCCGGAACAGAAAGCCACGUCAGUUCAAGGCUUAUUCACUCCCUAUGGAGGUGGAGGAGCUUUGUUUUGGAAGACUUCGGAUCCUCGGACAAUUCUCCAGUUCGACCUUCACCAAGACAAGUUUCAAUACAUCCGAAUCCCACUUGAAAGAAAUGAAUACCCCACUAGUAAGGACCACAUUCGGUUGUUCGAGUUUAAAGGAUUUUUAGGUGUUGCCAUUCUACUUUGGGGAAGUAACACAACAACUACUUUGGAGAAGGUUCACUUGAAAAUAUACAAAGACAACCAAGUAUGGGUCAAGGAGACGAUUGAUAUUUCGCUGUGCUCAGUUCCUUAUAGGGCAAAUUUUCGCUUUAUGAGCUUCUCCGACCAGGUUUUACUGCACUGGAUGGAUCCCCAUUGUUUUCAUUUCUUCAAUGUGCACAGUAAAUGUCUUAAGGUGGUUUGGAAACUGGCUUUACGCAUCUCGGAGAAGAGAUUACCCCAACGUGCGAGAGCCGAAGACUAUUGGCUAAAUUGUGAGGUCCAAAACAUCUCUUCUUUGAGAACCUUGUUGCCGGAAAGGGCUCAAAAAUCAGAUUUUGCAUCUGUAUGCCCGAUGAUGGUGAAAGGCAUUGAGGAUAUAUUACUUGUGCACGAGCCAAAAACGAUUGGAGUAUUGGCCUCAUUUCGCCCAUCAAAAAUCAACCAACAGUAUUUCUUUAACGAGAAUUAGGUUUUUCGUCUUAUGGUUUGUGCUUAUUAAAAUUUGAUUAUCAAUGACAAAGCUUUAUUUAUCUACCAGACAUAUUGAAUUUCUGUACAUAGAAAUAUUAGAAGGUGGUCAGAAAAUCUUAAUCACAGGAAGUGUAUUUCAUUGAUUCACCAUUCUUCUAACAUUUGGAUUUAUCAUUCAACUUUAUAUUUAGGCGCCACAUAUCUUUGAUUUUAAGGCUCUGUUGGUUCUGUUAGCGUUCUGUACUUCAUCAUCGAUUUGAUAGAUUGGUAGACCUGCAAUAUUGUUUGCUGCAGUACCUCGUUUCUGUUCUUCAGGUGUCCAACACACUCUACAGGUAAAUCAGUUUGAAAAAUUCAGGUUACCGCAGAGAACUUUUGUUCCCACUUUACUUAAAUUUUGGUAACUUUGGUUACCACUUUACUUAAAUUUGGAAUAAGUAAAGUGGUCCGGUAAAUCAAACAUUCAUCUAAUAAUGGUAACCUAAAUUUAUAGACUUAAUCACUCUCUGUCAAUGUAGAAAUCAUCUAUACUUAUUCUAAAUUUAAGUCUGCUUCUUGAUUUCUUAUUUGAUUCUAUAAACCAAAGUGUAGUGGUUGUUAACCAGGGAUACUGGAAAGGAAAUUCUGUGGUUUCUAGCAAGCACUUAUCAUGGUUUGUUAAUGCAUCGGUAUAACAACGAAGGAUUAUAUGGUGGUUAAUGUUCAAUAUUAAUUCAUUCCCGCGGCUUUCUGCUGGCAGGAUGGAAAGCUGUACUCGUGUUUGCUUAAUUGUUUCUUCCUUUUCUGCCUAUUGCAGUUAUGUUGUUGAUGCUGUUGAUCACAGAUAAUGUAGCCAUCUCAAUAAGUGAACGUCAUGACCUGUUGAGCAAACCUUCACUGUUAUCACUGAGUAGUAUCCAUUUGUUGGUUCCAGGCAAAAAGACUGACAUAGUGGAAGCUGUAUCCUAACAGUCUAUAACUGAUUAAAUGUAUGUGAUGAAGACAUUGUUUCUCCCUGUUAAUAAUUGGGACUGAAGUCAUUGGCUUGUAAAGCAUUCAGAGUCGAAAAACUAAAGAACCUAAAGAUCCUUUUCGAGUGUAAUUCUAGUCAUUUUCCCCUUCUAUGCCGAGGUUUCUAGAUUGCCUUUGGGUGGUGAUCGAUCUGAGAGUUGCUUUUAGUAAUCAGAUGUUGUCUGGAAGGAAUGAAUUCCCCACCAGAAUAAUUCUCCAGUUCGACCUUCAUCAAGACAAGUGUCAAUACAUCCGAAUCCCACUUGCAAGUAAUGAAUUCCCCACCAGCAAGGACCAUAUUGGGCUGUUCGAGUUAGCAGGAUUUUAGGUGUUGUGAUUCUUCUUUGGAAAAGUAAUACAACUACUACUACUUUGGAGAAGGUUCACUUGAAAUUUUACAAAGACAACCAAGUUUGGCUCAAGAAGACAAUUGAUAUUUUGACAUGCUCAAUUCCUUACACUGCCAAUUUUCGCUUUAUCAGCUUCUCCGAUCAGAUUUACUGCACUGGAUGGAUCCCAAUUGUAUUCAGUUCUUCAAUCUGCAGAGUAAAUGUCUCAAAGUGGUUCAGAAACUUGCUUCAGGCAUCUGGGAGAACAGAUUGCUCCAACUUGCUAAAGACGAAGACUAUCGGCUGAAUCGUGAGGUCCAAAACAUCUCUUCUCCGAGGACCUUGUUGCCGGAACGAGCUCAAAAAUCUGAUUUGGAAUCUGUGCGUUCGAUGAUGAUGAAAUGCGUUGAGGAUGUGUUUCUUGUGCAAGAAUCGAAAACACUCGGAUUAUUGGCGUCAUUUUUUCCAGCAAAAAACAACCAACAGUACUUUGUGUUAGUGCUUUGUGUUAUUUGAUGAUAAUUAGUGUUUUCGUUUAGUGCUUUGUGUUAUUUGAUUUUGAUUAUCAAUGACUUUGUUUUAUGACCA